Messenger RNA from Hibiscus syriacus, 1417 nucleotides. Its product is annotated as protein SGT1 homolog. The transcript is spliced from 10 exons. The record is from RefSeq and is a predicted model, not a curated record. Gene Ontology annotation, biological process: defense response to fungus; protein stabilization. Bases 94 to 1179 code for a protein of 361 amino acids. Gene Ontology annotation, molecular function: protein-folding chaperone binding. Gene Ontology annotation, cellular component: nucleus; cytoplasm. NCBI's taxonomy places the organism in Eukaryota, Viridiplantae, Streptophyta, Magnoliopsida, Malvales, Malvaceae.
AUCUGUUUUUAUUGGGUAAAUUGUAUUCUUCUCCAGUUCUCAGAAAAUCAAAAUUCACCUCUCGAUUGUGUUUGUUCUCCCAAGGAACUUCUAAUGGCGUCUGCUCUGGAAACCAAAGCCAAAGAAGCAUUCAUCGAUGAUCACUUCGAACUAGCCCUGGAUCUGUACUCGCAAGCCAUCGAACAAAACCCUAAACAGGCCGAGCUCUACGCCGACCGCGCUCAAGCCAACAUCAAACUCAAUAAUCUACCUGAGGCUGUGGCUGAUGCAAACAAAGCAAUCGAGUUGGACCCUUCCAUGUCUAAAGCCUACUUGCGCAAAGCUAAUGCGUGUAUGAAGCUUGAGGAGUAUCAAACUGCCAAGGCUGCAUUGGAUGCUGGCGCUGCUUUGGCACCGGUAGACUCGAGAUUUCCCAAGUUGAUUAAAGAAUGUGAAGAGCGCAUUGCAGAGGAAACUGGUGAACUGCCAAUGCAGACAUCAGAAAAGGUGACAACAAAUGUUGUACCUGUGAAAGAAGUUUCGUCCCACAAGGGUGUGCCUGAUCCUGUGACUGUGGCAGCACCAGUCAAACCUUCUUAUAGGCAUGAAUUUUACCAGAAGCCAGAGGAAGUGGUUGUCACAAUUUUUGCUAAGGGAAUACCGCGUGAAUGUGUUAAAGUUGAUUAUGGUGAACAAAUUCUAAGUGUAGCCAUUGAUGCUCCCGGUAAAGAUGCUUAUCAUUUCCUACCUCGCUUAUUUGGAAAGAUAAUACCCGACAGGUGCAGACAUGAUGUUUUGUCGACUAAAAUUGAAAUUCGGCUAGCAAAAGCUGAACCAAUUCAUUGGACAUCCCUUGAAUAUAGCAGGGAAGCUGCUGUUCCCCAAAGGGUUAAUGUAUCUUCUGUUACUGCAAAUCAGAGACCAGCGUAUCCAUCCUCCAAACCAAAAAGGGAUUGGGAUAAAAUUGAAGCUCAAGUAAAGAAAGAGGAGAAAGACGAACAGUUGGAUGGUGAUGCGGCAUUGAACAAAUUUUUCCGGGACAUUUAUCAAGAUGCAGAUGAGGAUGCAAGAAGGGCCAUGCAGAAAUCUUUCGUGGAAUCAAAUGGGACUGUUCUUUCGACAAACUGGAAAGAAGUUGGUGUAAAGAAGGUGGAAGGAAGUCCUCCGGAUGGUAUGGAGCUAAAGAAGUGGGAGUACUGAGCUCUUUGUUCUCUUAAUCAACUGCAGUGUUGUAUACAUAUCUUCAAUAUUACAUUAUGUCAAAUUAUCUAUGCUUUGACUGUUUAAACUUGUUCCCAAGUUGAGGUAGAUGGAUUGUUUUCUUUUUGCUUUAGUACCCUUCGUUUUAAAGGUCUCUUUUGGGGUUUGUGUAAUAUUUUGGUGAAAACCUUCCGAACUUUCAAGUUAUGCAAUGAAGAUUGUGACUUUUCUCUCUCUA